Messenger RNA from Tarenaya hassleriana, 1973 nucleotides. RefSeq names its product protein DETOXIFICATION 37. Gene Ontology annotation, biological process: xenobiotic detoxification by transmembrane export across the plasma membrane. Bases 179 to 1690 code for a protein of 503 amino acids. The transcript is spliced from 7 exons. Gene Ontology annotation, cellular component: membrane. Gene Ontology annotation, molecular function: xenobiotic transmembrane transporter activity; antiporter activity. NCBI's taxonomy places the organism in Eukaryota, Viridiplantae, Streptophyta, Magnoliopsida, Brassicales, Cleomaceae. The record is from RefSeq and is a predicted model, not a curated record.
CCACGCAACGAGUCAGGGAAGACGAGCGAGAAGGAGAGAGAAAGAGAGCUCCUCCUCUGAACUCAUACGCCAUUAUCGAGGAGCUUUAUUUCCUCUCCUGACUCUUUGAUUUUUGAAAUUCCCGAUCAAUCUUGCUCUAUUUUUUUUUUGUUCGAGAGAAAUCUAAUUCGUAGAAAUCAUGGGUUCGGAAGCGGCAAAUGAUCUGAACAAUCCGUUGUUGGAUUCUCCGAAACCGCAGGAAUCGGAGGCCGAUCACCGGCUGGAGAGCGUCUUGUCCGACACCCAUUUGCCGUAUUUCCGGCGACUUUACUUGGCUUCGAUGCUCGAGAUGAAGUUUCUCUUUCACUUGGCGGCUCCUGCAGUUUUCGUCUACUUGAUCAACAAUGGUAUGUCGAUUCUCACCAGAAUCUUCGCCGGUCAUCUCGGAAGCCUCGAGCUCGCCGCCUCGUCCCUCGGAAACAGCGGCUUCAACAUGUUCACCUACGGCCUCUUGCUUGGGAUGGGAAGUGCAGUGGAGACGCUAUGCGGGCAAGCGCAUGGAGCUCAUCGUUACGAGAUGAUGGGAGUUUAUCUGCAGAGAUCGACGGUGGUUUUGGCACUCACCGGACUUCCGAUGACGUUGCUCUUCGUUUUCUCGAAGCCGAUCCUAACUUUCCUGGGCGAACCAGCCGAAGUAGCUUCAAUGGCGUCGGUGUUCGUCUACGGGAUGAUCCCUCAGAUCUUCGCCUACGCAUUGAAUUUCCCGAUCCAGAAAUUCCUCCAGGCGCAGAGCAUCGUGAUGCCGAGCGCGUACAUCGCGGCGGCGACGCUGGUUCUGCACCUGCUCCUGUCAUGGGUGGCUGUAUACAGGCUGGGAAUGGGUCUGCUAGGGUUAUCGCUGGUCCACGCUCUUUCAUGGUGGAUCAUAGCGGUGGCUCAGAUUGUGUACAUAAAGAUGAGCCCUCGAUGCCGGAGGACAUGGGAGGGGCUCAGCUGGAAGGCUUUCGAAGGUCUGUGGGACUUUUUCCGGUUGUCGGCGGCGUCGGCGGUCAUGCUCUGUUUGGAGUCUUGGUACUCUCAGAUUCUUGUCCUUCUCGCCGGUCUUCUCAAGAACCCUGAACUCGCUUUGGAUUCUCUCUCCGUCUGCAUGUCAAUUUCAGCACUCUCCUUUAUGGUGUCGAUUGGAUUCAACGCAGCCGCCAGUGUAAGAGUGAGCAACGAAUUAGGAGGAGGAAACCCUAAAUCUGCGGCAUUCACGACGGCGGUGACGACAAUGGUGUCGUUGUUAUUGUCGGUGUUAGAGGCCGCCGUCGUGCUUUCAUGGCGCCACGUCAUCAGCUACGCCUUCACGAGCAGCCCCGCCGUGGCAGCGGCCGUCUCGGACAUGUCUCCGUACUUAGCCAUUACCAUCAUCCUCAACGGGGUCCAACCUGUCUUGUCCGGCGUCGCGGUCGGGUGCGGAUGGCAAGCGUUUGUGGCAUACGUGAACAUCGGAUGUUACUACGUUGUAGGAAUCCCAUUAGGGUUCGUUCUUGGUUUCACGUAUGAUAUGGGAGCUAAGGGAAUAUGGACAGGGAUGAUCGGAGGGACACUCAUGCAGACCAUAAUUUUGAUUAUCGUCACUGUCCGAACAGAUUGGAACAAAGAGGUGGAGAAGGCGACGAGGCGUUUGGAUGAGUGGGAAAGUGAAGGGCCGCUUCUAAAGCAAUAAAUAAAAAAAUUGGUCAUAUUAUUUUUUUUUUAAAUUUUCGGGCUAUCUGCUAAAUGUUGCAACGAUUAACCCCUUUGUUGAUCGUUAAUCUCUUGGUUAAUGGUUUUGGAAAGUUAAUCUCUUGAUCAAUGAGUUCCAUGAGGAAAUAUAUAUGUACAUUUUUUGUAAGAGGAAGUUAAAUUGUGGGGUGAGAUUGAAAGGGAGAAAAUGCUGUAUUCUUAAUUGUGUAAUCAAAACAUUGAUUUUGUCGAUGAUUUAGAAAAAAAUAGGUGGUUUGUGUGUG